This is a messenger RNA of Effrenium voratum, 1185 nucleotides long. The record is from the annotation of a GenBank genome assembly. Lineage: Eukaryota; Dinophyceae; Suessiales; Symbiodiniaceae.
AUGUCCUGGAACCACGUGGGCACCGCCGUGCUGGUGCGAGCGGCCACCGAGGACGGCAACACCGGGAAGACCUACUACGAAGAGGCCAGCCUCUACUUCCUCCGCGCGGAUGGAGAAGAGACCGCGCUGGUCGCGGCGGCGGAUGGCGGGCCUGUACACGACGUGCAGUGGAGCCCAACGCAGGAUGAGUUCCUGCUGCUUCACGGGCAGCAUCCUUGCCCAGCAGCGCUCUAUGAGGGCCGCAAGGGCAGCAAGCGGGUGGACUUCGGCGCGGCCUUCCGGAACACCAUCAAGUGGAACAACUUCGGGCGCUUCUUCGUGCUGGGUGGCUACGGCCAGUUGAAGGGUGACACUGACUUCUGGGACAAGGUGGGCAAGAAGGUCAUGGGCUCCAGCCACAUGGAGUGCUGCGUGGUGUGCGGCUGGGCUCCGGACGGCCGGCAUUUCCUGACCGCCACCACCGCACCCAGGAUGCGGGUGGACAACAAGAUCGAGGUCUUCGACUACCUGGGCUCCGGGCUCGGGAAGAUCGAGUUCGAGGAGCUCCUACUGGCAGGCUGGCGCCCGAGACCCAGAGGGGCCUUCCAGGACCGACCGCCCACGCCUGGCCGCUCCCGAGAAGUACAGGCCAAGCCAAAGCCAAAGGCUGCUGCGGCUUACAGGCCUCCGAACGCGCGGGGGGGCGGCGGGCUGGCAGAGCAGCUGCGGAAGGAGCUGGGCUCCGCUGCGGAGGUCACCACGGCCACCAAGGUGGGCGCCUCUGCGGUGCACUUGCCGCCAGGGGCCUCGCCGGAGGACUUCGCUAAGGCCUCCGGCGCCAGCGGUUCCAGCCGCAACGCCCGGAAGAAGAAGGCCAAGGAGGCCGCGGAGAAGUCGUCAGCGCCGCAGGCUGAGGAGCCCAAGUUCGCACCUGCCCCACGAGGCUGGGGUCCAGAAUGCGUCCGGACGCAUGCUCCAUCAGAAGACUCCGAGCCCGCGCCUUCCGCGGCUUCCGCGGACAUGCCGGCGGGUGGAGGUGAGGAGCUAGAGAAGAAGGUCCGGGCUCUGAGGAAGAAGCUUCGAGACAUCGAGAAGUUGAAGGAGAAGGCGGCGUCUGGCGGGCCUCUGGAUACACUGCAGAAGCAAAAGCUGGAGGGUGAAGCUGAGAUCCUUCGGCAGAUCCGCGCUUUGGGGGCUGAGCCUUGA